Anolis sagrei ordinatus is the source of this 3399-nucleotide messenger RNA. RefSeq names its product vestigial like family member 1 (gene VGLL1). Gene Ontology annotation, cellular component: nucleus. Lineage: Eukaryota; Metazoa; Chordata; Lepidosauria; Squamata; Anolidae. The record is from RefSeq and is a predicted model, not a curated record. Gene Ontology annotation, biological process: regulation of transcription by RNA polymerase II.
GGACUUGCCGGGGUGCAUUGCACGCAUUCCUGCCAGCGAGGCUGACGGAUACGCCUUGCUGGCUCCCUGUCGCUGGAAGCGCACCAAUCGCACACCAAGAAGCCGUGGCCUUUGGACGGAUGUGACACCCCGGUCUUGCAGUGCAGACGGAGGCUGGCCAGGCUGCGGCAUGAACCCCACGCUCUCCAAGGCAACCGGGCAGAAGUUGGGACAUUACUAGGCCUAGGAGACAGAGCUGGGCCCUUCACAGUUUGGGAUAAAAGGCACAGACAAGGGAAAAACAGGUCCACAGCUAUGGAGGACAGGAAGGAGGAUGCUGCCAAACUGGGCAAAAGCAAGCAGCCGGUGAAGACGGAGUGGGGAGCCCAAUAUGUCGUCUUCACUUACUUCCAGGGAGACAUUAACAGCGUGGUGGAUGAACACUUCUCUCGGGCCCUGAGUUCAACCAAAAUUCCCCAGGAUUUGAGCAGAAAAGGCAACGGAGGAGGAGACGUCAUGGUCAAAACAGAGAGCCACCCGCCUCAGCCCCAGCAGUGGAGUUAUUCGCCCCAAUGGGCCAAGCCCUACCAGGGGCCUCUGAGCGAGAGUCCAUCCGCUUUGGCCAAUGCUGACCCCUUCCCGUCUCCCGUCCUGCGGGGCGGCCCUCCUUCGGCCAUGGAGCUGUGGCACUUGCCCUCCGGAGGGGCCCCUGCCCCAGGAUACCCGCCCUCCAUGCCUCUCGCACAGGGCCCCCUCCAUGAAGCCAAGUACGGAGGGUCCUUGCUGGGCCUCUUGCACCAACAAGAGAGGGGCCCCUCUUCCGUCCAGGAGCCGACCGAGUCCGGAUCCACCUGUCUUUCCGGCUCUGCCAGAUUGCAAAACAUCGGCCAGAGCUUAACUGCUGCGGGAGGUCUCCCGGCUAAUGACAGAAGACGAGAUUUGUUCUUCUAGAAAACGGACAUACGUAUUCAUUAUUCCCACAAAAAGAACAUUUAAAAAAGGAAUUACAGCUGUGAAUAAGAGAAACUGAAGAAGACCAAGAUGCUUGGACGCUUUACCUCUCAUGCUGAGUUGGGGUAAUGGAAGAAAAUUGGCCAGGAUUUUGGCUAUUUAAGGCUAUUUUUUCCCAGUGGGAAGUCACCUAGUCGUCAAAAUAUUGGGGCACAUCUCUGUUGUACAUGGAUAAUGUGUAUAUAACCUAGAGUAGGGGUCCUCAAACCUUUUAAAGAGAGGGCCGGGUCACAAUCCCUCAAACUGUUGGAGGGCCGGAUUAUAAUUUGAAAAAAAACAUGAAUGAUAUGCACACUGCACAUAUCCUAUUUGUAGUGCAAAAAAACACUAAAAAAGUGGUUCUCAACCUUUCUAAUGCUGUGACCUCUAAAUAAAAUUCAUCAUGUUGUGGGGACCCCAACCAUAUUUUUGUUGCUUCUUCAUAACUGCUACUGUUAUGAAUCAUAAUGUAAAUAUUGGAUAUGCAAGAUGUAUUUUCAUUGUUACAAAUUGAACAUGCUUAAAGCAUAGUGAUUAAUCACAAAAACAAUAUGUUUGGGGGAGUAUGGACAACUAAUAAUGGGAUUGCCAGUACAUUCAACCUGUACAGGAGUUGAUUAUAAAUUGUAUGAUUUUAACUGUAUUUGUGUUUAGAUUGGCUGCAGUAAUGCUGGAGCGGCCUAAGUCAGAGGAGUCCUCCAUGUGUGUUGCCAUGGAGACCGAUGCAGGAGAGAGGGAAGUGGGAGGAGCUUAGAGGGGAGAGUUUGAAAAAACGACAGUUAAAAAUCAGUUAGGGUUUAGGUUUAGAGGAGUGAGCAGUCAGGAGUUAGGUUCAGAGGAGUGAGGAGUUAGGAGUUGGGAGAGAAGGAAAGGAAAGGUGGCAGAGUGACUCGUGAAGCAAAACUUUGAGGCUUUGAAAAGCUGGGUUUGGCUAUUGGAAGUUUCUCAGGAUAGUGCAGCCGAAUGGUGAAACAUAGCUGGAAUUCUUUUAGUCUAAGGAGAGGCUAAAGAAUAGUUUACUUAGUAUUUGAUCUAGGGAGGAUCAACUAAGAGAAACAUCCCUGUAUGGAAACUUUGUCUGAAACAAGUGCUCUAUGUCAGAAAGAUACUGUGUUACUUGAAAGAAUGAACUGUUAAAGUUACAAGUAUUAUUCCAAGUGCAACAAGGAAAAGUUACGUCUUGCAACCACAUGCUGUGUACUUAAUAACAUUGUUAACUUUUAUUUGAAGAUAGCCUCAGCUCCAUCUAUUCUGUGUACCAAGUGCCAUUUCUCACAAUAUUACAACUUACCUCCCGUGGUGGCAGAAACGUAGGGAAAAGUAACCAAAUAAAUCUACGUUCUUCUCUCCAGUCACGCUACAGUAUAUACAGUGUAAUUACUACUAAGUUAUUACUUUCUUAAUAAAGGAGGAGGUGCAAUUGAACAGCCUCCCUUCUAACUUGAUGGUAAAUUUGGUUCCUAAUCGGCAACCUCCAUUGCAAAUCGGCUAAGUCUUUUUAAAAUUGGGAACUGGGGUAAAAUCUCCUGAAUACUGGUUCCUUUUAAAUUGGUGGCAACAAUAAAUCAUCCCUCAGCUCCCUUGCUUCUUUUCACAACUGAUUCAGCUCUGACUUCCACAGACCACUGAGACCCCCCACAAAUUACCAACCUGGAGCAAACUUGGCACACAGAACCCCCAUCACCAACAUAAAAUACUGGAGUAGGUUAGGAAAAACUGACAGUCAUUUACCGGAGAUGUAGCUCACCUACAUCUGGAGAGCACUGUGAACCCAAACGACUGGAUCUGGACCAAACUUGGCACAAAUACUCAAUAUGCCCAAAUUUGAACACUGAUGGAGUUUGGGAAAUAUUGAACCUGACAUUUGGGAGUUGCAGUUGUGGGAUUUAUAGUUCACUUGCAAUAAAAGAGCAUUCUGAGCUCCACCAACAAUUGAACUGAACCAAACUUGGCAUACACAACUCCCAGGAGCAACAGAAAAUAUUGGAGAGGGUUGAGGAAAAAAGACCCUGACAUUUUGGAGUUGCAGUUGUGGAAUUUAUAGUUUACCAGCCAUCAAAGGGCAUUAUGAGCUCCACAAAAUACUGGAGGGGUUUGGGGGAGGAUGUAGAACAGAUGAUGGGAUUUGCAGUACCUUCAAUGGCUUCAACUCUACAUCCAAAUCACUGGACUCCCUCCCACUGCCUGGAGGCACAGCUGAUAGGAGAGGCAUCCUUGCUGGCCCCCAGCCAUGUGCAGGAAGCAUAUCGGUGGCGGCCUCUUUCCCCGCACAUUUGCAUUUGCUGGUGGAGGGGGCGUGCCCAGGGGACAGUGGAGGGAGUGCGCUCUUCCCCCACCCGCUUACGAACACAAGGAGAGGGACACUCCGGUGUUGAAAGGUGUGCAGGGGGAAGAGACCUGGAGCAUGGUGCGCGUUCCCUCCACCGGCCC